UCCUUGGAAUGCUUGCAAUAUCAGCUAGAUAAGUACCCUUUAUUAGCAUUCUUAGGAAUAUUGAAUCCAAAUUCAACACCCCUCUACUCCAUGCUUCUGAUUCUGGUUUACCAAAUUGAUGCUAUAACACUAUAACUUCACUGAUAGUAUCUUAAUCCAUGCCAUGAUCCAUUUUCUUGUUCUUUCCUCAAUUUCAGUCUUGCUGCUAUGGCUUCAUGAGUAUAUCCUCUUUGAAGUGCAAAUGCUGAAUCAUUUCAUAAUUUGAAACAUAUGUCAUUAGUCAUUACUUUCACAUUUAAGGAUACAUGAAAUCUUUAAGGAUUCUAAGUCCUGAAGAUCCUGCAAUGACAAAGCAGAUUGUUAACACAACAAAGUUGAAAACAUGGAGACGAGUUUACUUUCUAAUCUUUGUCGCGGGGGCUGUUGCUCUUCUCCUUUCUGGUGCUGCCAUGUCCAAGUUCUUCACCUUGAAGUCAUUUCUUGGCAAUGAAUCUUUCUACUCCAGUUUCAACUCCGGGAACCAAAAUGAAGUGAUUAAAACUGUGCGAACCGUAAUUCAGAAAAUUCAAGAAGAGCUCGAAAAUCUGAGAACAACAGAGCUGGAUCCAACUACUUCAGCAUCUGUAUUCAAACAAGGAGCCUUUCUUGCUGACGUACUAGGACUUCUUGAGUCGGCAGUGGCUUCUCACGAUGAAGGGAAAAAUCGGCAAACCAGUAAUUUCGAUGUUCAUCCUCUGUUUAAAGAAAAGAAACGAUCCGAUGAUGAACCUGCAGAUUACUUUCUGCGAGAGGAGAUUCGCAAGUACGUCAAGAUCAAGCCUAACAGAUUAGGAAAACAGAAUUUCAUGGGGGCAAAUGCAACCUUCACCAGCAUAGGACACGCUUGCUUUGCCAUGAAGGAAGAACUAGAGGAGUACAUGGAUUAUGAUGUUGGCGAAAUCUGCAAUGAUGACUGGAAACUAGCUCAACGGCUUAUGGUUCAUGGCUGCGAUCCUCUGCCAAGGAGAAGGUGCUUCUCAAGAGCCCCUAAGCUGUACAGCCAACCGUUCCCCAUUAACGAGUCCAUGUGGAAACUCCCGGACGACAGAAAUGUCAGAUGGAGUCAAUACAGAUGCAAGAACUUUAAAUGUCUCGCAAACACGACCACCACCAGUAAAGGAUUCUUCAAGUGUUCAGACUGCUUCAAUCUCACCCAUCAUGAGAUGCCGAGAUGGGUAAGAUUGGAUGGUGAUUCAAAUCAGACAUCCGAUUUCCUCAUAACCGAUGUUCUAGGAAUCAAGCCAGGAGAGAUCAGAAUAGGGUUGGAUUUCAGUGUCGGAACGGGUACUUUUGCAGCUAGGAUGAGGGAAUUCAAUGUGACUAUAGUUUCAGCAACUAUCAACUUUGGGGCACCCUUCAGUGAAAUGAUAGCUCUUAGAGGACUUGUUCCUCUAUACUUGACUAUAAAUCAAAGGCUUCCAUUUUUUGACAACACCAUAGAUUUGAUCCACACAACAAGGUUUCUAGAUGGUUGGAUUGAUUUUGUGCUCUUGGACUUUAUAUUGUAUGAUUGGGAUAGAGUUUUGAGGCCAGGGGGUUUGCUAUGGAUUGAUAGCUUUUUCUGCUUAAAGGAAGAUUUGUAUGAUUACUUGCAGGCAUUCGAAAUGCUGCGAUAUAAGAAGCAUAAAUGGGUGGUUGUUCCAAAGCUGGACAAGGAUGAUCGGGAGAUGUUCUUUUCUGCCGUGUUAGAGAAGCCUCCAAGGCCAUUCCGGUGAUCUUUGCACCACGAUAUUUACCUUCUUUCUUUGUGGUUCUCAACAUUCUUAUUCUGGAUUAGUAUAUAUGGAAAAGUCAUUUGUAGAGUGGUCUGCUCUAAUGCUACAAUAAAUCGAGAACAACUUACCUUUUUUUUUUACUUUUCUAAACACAGAAAUGACUGUUCAAUAUGAUAUAUGUCAAUUACAAAAUAGUCAAUGUUGAA
This is a messenger RNA of Arachis duranensis, 1960 nucleotides long. RefSeq names its product probable methyltransferase At1g29790. The record is from RefSeq and is a predicted model, not a curated record. The transcript has a single exon. Gene Ontology annotation, molecular function: methyltransferase activity. NCBI's taxonomy places the organism in Eukaryota, Viridiplantae, Streptophyta, Magnoliopsida, Fabales, Fabaceae. The coding region runs from base 306 to 1754 and encodes 482 amino acids.